UAUUUAACGUUAUCUCUCGUGUGUGGAAUCAUUCUUCAAUCUUCACUUAGCCUUAUCAUUAAUAGCACGCAGUCUUUCAUUCUUUCUUUCUUCUCAUCUCCUCUUUGUUUUCUAAUCAUUCAACGAUGAAGGCAACACCGCUUCGUCCUUGUUCCGCUCCUCUGAUUCUCGACGCGCAUAGCAACCGAACCUCGUCGACCCGACACGCUUCCACCGUUUGUUGUUCGUCGAGGAACCAACCCUACAUCCCGAAGCUCGAACCUUUUAGCCGAACCAAGUUUGAAAGGGCCGUUAAAGACCCUCCUUUGAUCGAAAAAUCCGAGAAAGAGCUUUCAGAUUAUUGUUCAACGCUUGAAGGAGACGAAUCCUAUAGUUGCUGGCAGGCUUAUUUUGAGCUGAAAGAUCUUGAAAAAGAGUCCCCAAAAGCAGACAUAGAGAGGUUGAUUCUGGAGACUGGUGGAGUAAAAUCCCUAAUAGGGUGUUUGCAUGGGAUUGCAAUCAUGCACAAACUAAAGAAGGAUGGGAUGAAUUUGAGCAAGGAUGUGAAAUCAGAAGAAGGUGAGAGACACUGUCCUAUUCCAGAUGGAUUGCCAAAAUCUUAUGAUGAAUUGAUGGAAGAGGAGAAAGCCAGAAUGCCUGAUUCACCAUAUACUAAGCUUCUUAGAACCAUGGGCAGCCACCCUGCAUGGUAUUCUCCUGCCCCUGACCAUGAAACAGAUUGAUGAUGUUACCAUGCAUGAAUUAUUUCUUUGGAGGGAACAAGUAAUAACAUAGUGGUGGACUAGCUAUACUCCCAUGUGAAUGGAAUGAGUAAUUUUGGGUGUUUUUUUCUACAAAUGUAAUUAUACUUUUGCAUAACUUUCUGUGUUAUAUAUGUUUCAGGGAGUGGUAGGUUAAAUAGGGGAUUGUAUACUUUUAUGAGAAUGGAAUGAAUGCAUUUUUUCUUUUACCUUUAAAGGUCGA
This is a messenger RNA of Cajanus cajan (pigeon pea), 963 nucleotides long. RefSeq names its product maternal effect embryo arrest 14 (gene MEE14). Gene Ontology annotation, molecular function: mediator complex binding. Gene Ontology annotation, cellular component: cytosol; nucleus. NCBI's taxonomy places the organism in Eukaryota, Viridiplantae, Streptophyta, Magnoliopsida, Fabales, Fabaceae. Gene Ontology annotation, biological process: pollen tube guidance. The record is from RefSeq and is a predicted model, not a curated record.